AUGCUGAACAUGAGCGAAUUCUGCCCGGAAGCGCUUUUCGCCAAGUACCCCGAGGGAUGCGUUGAGACCAGCCCGGAGACUUUGCGACCAGGGAGAGACCCCUCCCUCGCUGGCUUCCCAGGAGGUGACUUCCUGAGCUCUGCGCUGAGUGGUACUUGUGACACCUCAGAUUAUUUCUUUCUGGAGGGUCCCUCUCCCCCACCCCAGCCUGGCCUCAGUUAUACUGGCAGCUUCUUCAUCCAGGCCAUUCCCGAGCACCCACACGACCAGGAGGCCCUGUUCAACCUCAUGUCGGGGAUCCUCGGCCUGGCUCCUUUCCCUGGGCCGGACGGGGCUGUCCCUCGGGCUCCGCUGGACGCGCUGUACGCUACUAGCCCGGACACCUCACUGGCUGGGCCCUUGGACCUCUUCCCGCCUGACCUGGGCUCCGCCACCCCCUUUCCGGAGACGCCGUGGGAGACCUCACCGACUGCGGGCGCCUCCCCGCAGUGCCUCUAUGAGCCUCAGCCGUCCCCACCCGACGUCAAGCCGGGCCUCCGAGCCCCUCCUGUCUCGCCCGCCCUAGACGCCGCUCCGGCCUUCAAAGCCCCCUACGGGCCUUGGGACCUCUUGUCGGCAGGUACUCCCAGCUAUCUGCCCCAGGGAGGCUAUCAGCCUAGCCCCGAGGCUGGCUUCCCCCCGCUGGGCUCCAAGAUAGAGGAUCUGCUGCAAAUCAGCUGUCCCGCGGAGCUGCCAGGCCCGGCCAGCAGAAUGUACGGUGGCACCUAUGAUGCCUUCUCCCUGUCCAGCUCCAGUCAGCUGCCCUCGGGCGACUUUGGGGAAGGGGGCGAGGGCCUCCAGCCAGGGCUCAGCCUGAGCCCCCCCGGGGAGGGCGGCGGCGGUGGGGACCUGCUAGCCCGGGCGCAACCUUCCCCACUCAGCCUCGCCCUCCCUGGCCCAGCCUCAGACUUCUCGGUAGUGCCACCAACUGCGACUGAUUUCCCUGGGGCUGCGCAGCUCCCACCACCGACGGCGGCUCCGCAGCCAUCUCAGCCGCCGCAGCCGCCGCAGCCCGCACAGGCUGAGCCUAGGCGUAAGGGGCGGCGGGGCGGCAAGUGCAGUCCUCGCUGUUUCUGUCCUCGGCCCCACGCCAAGGCCUUCGCCUGCCCGGUGGAGAGCUGCGUCCGCAGCUUCGCCCGCUCGGACGAGCUCAACCGCCACCUGCGCAUCCACACUGGCCACAAGCCUUUCCAGUGCCGGAUUUGCCUGCGUAACUUCAGCCGCAGUGACCACCUCACCACGCACGUGCGCACCCACACGGGUGAGAAGCCUUUCGCCUGCGACGUGUGUGGCCGUCGCUUCGCGCGCAGCGACGAGAAGAAACGUCACGGCAAAGUGCAUCUGAAGCAGAAGGCCCGGGCCGAGGAGAGACUCAAGGGGCUGGGCUUUUACGCUCUGGGCCUCUCCUUUGCUGCCCUCUAA
This is a messenger RNA of Vombatus ursinus (common wombat), 1461 nucleotides long. RefSeq names its product early growth response 4 (gene EGR4). The coding region runs from base 1 to 1461 and encodes 486 amino acids. NCBI's taxonomy places the organism in Eukaryota, Metazoa, Chordata, Mammalia, Diprotodontia, Vombatidae. Gene Ontology annotation, biological process: regulation of transcription by RNA polymerase II. Gene Ontology annotation, molecular function: DNA-binding transcription factor activity, RNA polymerase II-specific; RNA polymerase II cis-regulatory region sequence-specific DNA binding. The record is from RefSeq and is a predicted model, not a curated record. The transcript is spliced from 2 exons.